Messenger RNA from Hibiscus syriacus, 2546 nucleotides. RefSeq names its product putative pentatricopeptide repeat-containing protein At2g01510. The transcript has a single exon. Bases 35 to 2491 code for a protein of 818 amino acids. Gene Ontology annotation, molecular function: protein binding; zinc ion binding; RNA binding. Gene Ontology annotation, biological process: RNA modification. NCBI's taxonomy places the organism in Eukaryota, Viridiplantae, Streptophyta, Magnoliopsida, Malvales, Malvaceae. The record is from RefSeq and is a predicted model, not a curated record.
UGGCUUAAACGUGCCACACUCAGAUCGACUCGUAAUGAAACCACACACACCAACCGCUGCACUUAAAAAUAUCGCUUCGCUUGCACCCUCUAAACCUGCCAUCUCCCUCCAAAAUGUCGAAACUUUCAUCGACGCCCGAAGCAUCAAAACGGGUUUCGAUCGAAACACCUGCCGUUCCAACUUUAUGGUUGAAAGCCUCCUCAGGAAGGGAAAUCUCUCGGGAGCUCGUCAGUUGUUCGACAAAAUGGCUAACAGGAACACUGUAUCUACAAACAUGAUGAUUUCGGGUUAUGUCAAAUCAGGAGAUCUUUUGAGAGCCAGGGACAUGUUUGAUGCCAUGCUUGAUCGAACUGCGGUUACGUGGACCAUCAUGAUUGGUGGGUACUCGCAGAAGAGUCAAUUCCAUGAAGCCUUUAGGCUUUUCGCUGAGAUGCGAAGACAUGAUACACAGCCCGAUCCUGUGACUUUUGCUAGUCUUUUAUCAGGUUGCAAUAACGCCGAGGCGGACAAGGAAUUGAUUCAAGUUCAUGCUUGCGUGCUUAAGUUGGGAUACCAUUCCAGUCUCUUAAUCUGUAAUUCGCUGGUUGAUUCUUAUUGCAAAAGUAAUCACCUUGAUAUGGCUUCUCGGGUUUUCGUUGACAUGCCUGAAAGAGAUUCCGUUUCUUUUAAUUCAAUGAUCAAUGGGUUUGCAAAAGAUGGUCUAACUGAAGACGCGAUAACACUCUUUCUGGAGAUGCAAAAUUGCGGUAUAAAGCCUUCUGAUUUUACUUUUGCUGGAGUUUUAACUGCUGCUGUUAGAUUAAAUGACUUGGUCUUCGGGCAACAAAUUCAUGGGUUUUUGGUGAAGACCGGGUUUGUUUGGAAUGUCUUUGUGGGAAAUGCAUUGCUUGAUUUCUACUCGAAGCAUGAUUGUUUAGUUGGAGUCAGGAAGUUAUUCGACGAGAUGCCGGACUUGGAUGGCAUUUCUUACAAUGUAAUCAUCACAUGCUAUGCGUGGUUUGCACAGCAUGAUGAAGCUAUUAGACUCUUCCGUGAAUUACAGUUUACAUGCUUUAACCGGCGGCAAUUCCCAUUUGCCACCAUGUUGAGCAUAGCAGCUAAUGCACUAGACCUGAAAAUGGGGCAGAAAAUCCAUUCCCUGGCUAUCGUGACUACAGCUGCUUCAGAACUUGUGGUUGGGAAUUCUUUAGUCGACAUGUAUGCGAAAUGUGGCAAAUUUGAAGAAGCUGAAAAGAUAUUUAGGACUCUAGCCAAGAGAAGCACAGUUCCAUGGACUGCCAUUAUCUCAGGUUAUUUUCAGAGAGGAUUCAACGAGGAAGGCCUGAAUCUGUUCAAUGAGAUGCAUAAAUCUGGUGUAAGAGCAGAUCAGGCCACGUUUGCUAGCAUCUUAAAAGCAUCUGCUAAUUUGACUUCACUAUCACUGGGGAAACAGAUUCACUCAUUUAUAAUCAGAUCAGGCUUCGUGUCAAAUGUUUUUUCAGGAAGUGCACUUCUGGAUAUGUACGCGAAAUGUGGCUCCAUAAAAGAUGCUAUUCAGCUUUUUCAGGACAUGCCUGAAAGGAAUAUAGUCUCUUGGAAUGCCUUGAUCUCAGCCCAUGCUCAAAAUGGGGAUGCUAAAGCCACCCUUGAUACAUUCGAAAAGAUGGUUCAAUCAGGUUUCCAGCCGGAUUCAGUCAGUUUCCUCAGUGUUUUAUCUGCUUGCAGUCACUGCGGACUUGUUCAAGAAGGGUUGAGAUAUUUCAGAACCAUGACUGAAAUUCAUAAUCUUGUUCCAAAGAAACAACACUAUGCGUCGAUGGUUGAUAUGUUAUGCCGGAGUGGACAGUUUCAUGAGGCACAGAAGAUGAUGGCUGAAAUGCCAUUUGAACCUGAUGAGAUUAUAUGGUCAUCGGUUCUAAAUUCUUGUAGGAUACAUAAGAACCAAGAAUUAGCUAUGAAAGCAGCAGACGAGCUAUUCGGAAUGGAGGUGCUUAGAGAUGCUGCUGCUUAUGUCAGUAUGUCCAAUAUCUAUGCAGCAGCCGGCCAGUGGGACAAUGUUGGGAAGGUAAAAAAGGCGAUGAAAGAUCGCAGAAUUAGGAAGGUUCCGGCUUAUAGCUGGGUUGAAGUAAGACACCAGCGUCAUGUGUUCUCAGCAAAUGACAUGUUACAUACUCAGAUGGAAGAAAUCCGGAAAAAGAUCGAUAUAUUGUCGGAACGGAUGGAGAAGGAAGGUUACAGGCCUGAUACAAGUUGCGCCCUUCAUGAUGUAGACGAGAAAAUGAAAGUUGAGUCUCUUAAGUACCAUAGUGAGCGGUUAGCAAUUGCAUUUGCGCUGAUAAGUACACCCGAAGAAUCACCAAUACUAGUGAUGAAGAACUUACGGGCAUGCACAGACUGCCAUGCUGCAAUCAAGGUAAUCUCAAAGAUUGUUAGAAGGGAAAUCACAGUGAGGGAUUCAAGCAGGUUCCAUCAUUUUAAGGAUGGAAUCUGCUCCUGUGGGGAUUAUUGGUAGUUCAUAGAAGGCAUAUUGCCUUGUUGAUUGGCCUGAUAGUCCAUUGAAUAAUUGA